CCUUGACUCUCUUUGCACCUUGUUGUCACACUUUGACCCUCUCUCAGUAAAUCAGCCUUAGCUGCAUCAACAGUAUGUACCCUCUGUGUGGUAAACAGCGUUCAGUCUGAGGUCCAGGCAUUAAACAACUUCAGUUUUGUAAUGUCAAAGCUUAUUGGUGAGAGGCCGACCUGCAGCAAACUCCACGUGAGUGUUAAUCCUCGGGGCUGCAGCCCACGUUUCGUACAGAAUACCUCCUAAUAACUGUGGACGGGGGAGCAGUGCUGCGUGAGAAAAUGGGGAUCGACUCUGGGGUCAAUAUUUCGGAUGCACCUUACGGGGGAAAAAGUGCUUUCACCCAAAUGGAGCACAACAUCGUGGCUGGAUAUCUCCUCACUGCAGGCAUUCUCAGUUUGUCCAGUAACAUCGUGGUGCUGCUCAUGUUUGUGAAGUUUAAGGAGCUCCGCACUGCCACCAACUGCAUCAUCAUCAACCUGGCGCUCACCGACAUCGGAGUGGCAGGUAUCGGGUACCCCAUGUCUGCUGCGUCUGACCUACACGGCAGCUGGAAGUUUGGCUACACAGGAUGUCAGAUCUACGCAGCUCUCAACAUCUUCUUUGGCAUGGCCAGUAUCGGUCUGCUGACUGUGGUGGCCAUCGAUCGCUACCUGACCAUCUGCAGACCGGACAUCGAGCAGAAAAUGACGGGGCGGUCGUACAACCUUCUUAUUCUGGCAGCGUGGUUGAACGCGGUGUUCUGGUCCACCAUGCCGAUAGUGGGCUGGGCAGGUUACGCUCCUGACCCCACAGGAGCCACUUGCACCAUCAACUGGAGACAGAACGAUGCCUCGUUUGUCUCGUACACCAUGGCGGUGAUUGCUGUGAACUUUGUGUUGCCUCUCUGCGUCAUGUUCUACUGCUACUACAACGUGACAGCCACCGUGAAGAGGUACAAAGCCAGCAACAGUCUGGACAGCAUCAACAUCGACUGGUCGGACCAGAUGGAUGUCACCAAGAUGUCCGUGGUGAUGGUGGUGAUGUUCCUGGUGGCCUGGUCUCCAUACUCCAUAGUGUGCCUCUGGGCAUCUUUUGGGGACCCCAGGAAAAUCCCCGCCCCCAUGGCUAUCAUCGCUCCGCUCUUCGCUAAGUCCUCCACCUUCUACAACCCCUGUAUCUACGUCAUCGCCAACAAAAAGUUCAGGAGGGCCAUCAUCGGGAUGAUUCGGUGUCAAACCAGGCAGCGAAUCACCAUCAACUCUCAGGUUCCCAUGACCACCUCCCAACAAACCCUGACCCAGUGAGGUGAAGCUGCCUCAGUGUCCCGUGUAUCGAUAUAUAACAUUAAACCGUGUAUAGAGACUGUUAGGAUGUAAGAACAUGAAUGAAUGUUUUUCUUUCAGUUUGCAUCGCACCGUGGCGUUUACUGUGUAAAUCUCACAUGCUGUGCUGCUGUCGUCACUGUUUGUGUGCUGCGUACUUCAAUAACAAACUGACAA
Notolabrus celidotus (New Zealand spotty) is the source of this 1475-nucleotide messenger RNA. It is a transcript of the gene rrh, whose product is annotated as retinal pigment epithelium-derived rhodopsin homolog. Gene Ontology annotation, cellular component: photoreceptor outer segment; membrane. Lineage: Eukaryota; Metazoa; Chordata; Actinopteri; Labriformes; Labridae. The record is from RefSeq and is a predicted model, not a curated record. The transcript has 8 exons. Gene Ontology annotation, molecular function: G protein-coupled receptor activity. Bases 276 to 1280 code for a protein of 334 amino acids. Gene Ontology annotation, biological process: G protein-coupled receptor signaling pathway; visual perception.